Messenger RNA from Vespula vulgaris, 10054 nucleotides. It is a transcript of the gene Ir25a, whose product is annotated as ionotropic receptor 25a. The record is from RefSeq and is a predicted model, not a curated record. Gene Ontology annotation, biological process: monoatomic ion transport; synaptic transmission, glutamatergic; modulation of chemical synaptic transmission. The coding region runs from base 6735 to 9548 and encodes 937 amino acids. Gene Ontology annotation, molecular function: transmitter-gated monoatomic ion channel activity involved in regulation of postsynaptic membrane potential; glutamate-gated receptor activity. NCBI's taxonomy places the organism in Eukaryota, Metazoa, Arthropoda, Insecta, Hymenoptera, Vespidae. The transcript is spliced from 5 exons. Gene Ontology annotation, cellular component: plasma membrane; postsynaptic membrane.
GAACUUAUCUUCAACGAGGGAAACUGUGAAAUAUUCACAACGCACGCGGCCGAGCGAAAUUCUCGACGAAAAUGCGUCGAGUUCGGAAACAAGAUCUUUGAGAUUUAUUCCUCGAGGAAAUCAAGGAAUUUGAGGAAUCGAUCGUUCGUGUAUUCGAGGAACCCUUUUAUGUGAGCCCUUUUUCUCGAGCGAAACUGUGGAAAAAAUGGCUUCAGGCCACGACUUACCUACAUAUCGAAAGAUGGAAAUAAUGAAAAUCGUUGUAUUCGCUCUUCCGAGUCGAUUCGAACGUGCGAUCGAAAACGUGUUUGAAAUAAUAAUAUAUAAUAGAUCUUACGUUAGAGACUUUUGUCAAGUAGAUACUUCAAGAUGGAAUUUUGUAGAAAAUGAAUUCGUGCGUAUUCGAACGACGUUAGAUUUACGUCUCUAUCGUUCACUCGUUAUCAUCUCUUUGAUAACGAUGAGUCUUCAAAUAGGUAUAUCAAAUAUAUCUUCGAUUCUGUUGUAGAUUUCUUCUUAAAAGUAAUCCAUGAGUCAGAAUUGUGCCACUCACGUUUGCAAUGCGUACUUUGGUCCUUUCCUCCGGCCCGACGUAGCUACAUAUCUUUUUAUUAUAUUAAAGCCAUCCAAAUGGACGAUUAUUAUCGUAGACUUUUCUACUUUCUCUCUCUCUCUCUCUCUCUCAUUUCUUCGUUUUUUCAUCGUCGUUAUUUCAGCACCGAAAGAAAAUACGGUAACGGAAUAUAAAAGAACCUUUGUCCGUUCCGACGCAUUACUCUUCCCGAGUAUGUACCAAAACGGAACGCUAGAGAAUAUAGAAAGAAGCAGUACACUUUCCAUUCUUUUCGCGAUCGCAAUGUUUGAAGGUUUUGAGAUUUGAAAAAGAAUUACGAAAAGCAAAGUCGUACGUUCGAUUCAACUCAUUUCUAUCGUGAAUUCGUGCGUAAAUCAUGCUCAUUUUCUCUGACAUACGUGUAACUUCGUUAUCUAGAAUUGCUUGAACUAGCUUAAAUGAAGAUUGAAAAAAUAAAAGUUUGGAGAUGGAGGAAGUAGGAGGUAGCAGUAAUAGUAGUGGUGGUACUACUAAAAACAUACUCGACCGUUUUUCGCUCACAAAAGACCAACAUCCUCGUACAGCAGCGUCGCAUAUAAGAGGGCAAACUUUGCAUAACGACGAGAAAACGUGUAAUUAAAAAUUUUACUUGUUCGUUCACUUUCUAGAAAAAACAAGUAGAAAUCUGAUAAAAAGCGAGACGAUGAUUACGAACAUUAUACCACAUAUAGUACGUAUAUUACUUAUCGCUCGAACAUCUUGUUCGAAUAGCUUCGAUCGAUCUGUUUCCAAAGUUACGUAUCAAACGAAAUGGAUUAAUCGAGCUGUUGAUUAAUGGCGAUCGAAGAGAAAUAGGUAUUUAAUUAAAAUCGAGCGGAACCGCGAGCUUCCAUCGAGAAGAAUUACUAUGCGUCAAAAGCUUGAAGCACGCCACUUGUCACGCGAUCCCUUCGCCAUACCUACGUACCGGUAUAUCAGUAUUUCGUGAUAUAUAGAAACGAAUUUCUAAUCGUAAAGAAUAAUAUUCAUUGAUCAAAGUAAUUACACAAAGUUAUCGCGAAAUAUUCCAACUUUCAAUUUUAAUACGGUAUACGAUAUAUCGUAUCUAUAUACAUAUAUCUAUUGUUAGAUUCAUAUGUACUUAAGAGAGUCCACAUAUAACGUGCGAAUCGCGAUUCGAUCUCGACUGCUUUCUGUCACUCGCGUACACCUUCGCGUGUCGUUGCUUUUCUUCGAUUAGUUAAUGUUCGAGCGAUAAGUGGAUGAAUUUUAAAAGUAAUUCUAAGAUCGUUCAAUAUUUUUUUCUUUCUUUCCUUUCUUUUCCUUUUCUUUUUUUUCAACGAUUAUUAAUGAUUCGUGUUAGUUAUUUGUGAUACAGUCGAUAGGCAGUUUCAUUUUUAACUCGACUAAUUUCGACGAACGAACGUUCUCCUUUCUUUUCGAUAUAGACGAAGAGCUACAGAGAGAGAGAGAGAGAGAGAGAGAGAGAGAGAGAGAGAGAGAUCGAUAAAAAAUAUUUACAGAUUACUUCGAUUAAUCUUCAAAGUGAUGUAGCCGUGCAUACUUAUAUAGAUCUUUUACACGCUGCUCCCGCACUAUAGAUAAAGUGAAAAUAAUAUUUAUUGUUUUUUUUUUUUGUUCCUUCUUUGAACGACAAGCAAGCUUCAUUUAGUUGACCUACUCGCGAAAGUAAAUCGCAAAAAGUAAAUUCGAAUAAAUUGGAAAGAAUCGUGGAUGAGCACAAACACAGGAGUAAAAAGUAAGUAAAUUGACGUUAUUUGUUAAACGAACGUUUGCUGCGCGCCCGUUCCCAUGGAAAUGAUUCCCCGAGGAAGAUAAAAAAAAGAAACAAGUUGAAAAAUAAGGAUCUCCGAGAUUCGUUCUGCAUUCGUUCAUCCAUCAUCGAGCAACGACUCUUCAACGUAAAACCUAAGUGGACGUAAGAAAUGUUCCUAUAACAUCUGUCGCAGCUGUUGGAUCGAACAAAUUAGGUAUUGACUAAAGAGACAAAAGAUAUGUUGUCGGACACCGAUUAAAAUAGACGUUUUCUUCGUAUCGUAGCAAACGAAAAGUAGCCAAAGGAAAAGCAGCGUUGAAAUUGUGACAAAAGAGUCCAAUGCCUGAAUGAUUAUUGACUGUCGUUACUGUAACGGGUUACGAGAUGAUAUCCUUUUGAUUAACAUUUCUUUUUGAUUUCCUUCGUGCAUCGAAUUGCGAAAAAGGGAAAAAGAAAAAGAAAGAAAGAAAAAAGAAGAAAUGAAACGAUACUUGCUUCUUUCGCGUAACAAAGAAACAUGAAAUAAUGAGAUUAACCUUUUCGUCUGGUUUCCGCAUAAUCGUAGGAACAAAUCUGACCUCGAUUUCAAAUGCUUUUUUCUUAGUUGCAGUGACAAAAACUUUUCUUCGACGUGAACCGCGUUUCAGUUCGUAAACGUCUGUAAUCCGUCACGUUGAAGGAUUUAAUAAUUUGAACGUUAAUUAAUUUUCCCAAAAGUCCAUUUUGUCGGCAUAGCGCAUGCCAAAUCAUUGAUUGAGUCGAGCAUACCGAAUGUCCCGUUUAUUUGUUUUUUCUUCUUUCAUGGCUCUCUCAGCAAUAUACGAGUAUAUCGCGAGGCCGGUUGCAUAAAUUAACUCGCAUGGUUUCGUGGAUCUCGCACCUAGAUAAGUAGUUUCCAAGCAAGAGAAUGCACUUUAAUACCUAUGCCAAUGGUCGGUUCUACAAGCUCAAAGCAGUCCCUAUCGCAAGGCUCGAUAACUUUAAGAAGAAAGAUAAUGAAGAUAAUAAUAUAUCCGAUCUCAAGCGAUUAAAUCGUAUGAUACGAUUUUGCGAAAUUUGUCUCGUUUGUCUCGCUUUUUUUAUUUUUACAAGUCACGUAGAUUUCUUAUUUCUAGCUCAUUCCUAAGGAGAAUCAGGCAGAACUGCGCGUUAUCUAAGUAAGUAAGGUUUCGGGGGAAGAAAGAUGGCGCAAAGAUUUUAUCUCACAUCGUAGCCGUAGCUCCAAAAACCUUUCACCAUGUGCGACAAGUAUAGUGGAUCGUGGUCCGGUUACUGCAUCGAUCUUUUCAAAGAACCGCAGCGCAUUCCGAACUUCGCCUAUGAGAUGAGAAAACCUUACGAUAUCAUGUACCAAAGUUACCAAAUAAAGUCUUUAGAAUAAAGAAAUACUGGUGGGAACGAGUUGGAAGAUUGGACCAAUAAGAGAUGCCAAUGUCAGAUCGAAUAUUCGACUAUUUGUGGAUCACCGACUUCUUUUUUUUUUUUUCUUUGUACGAUCGAAGUUAACAACAUUUUGUACGACUAAGUACAAACGAGUAAGACACUCGGAAUAUCCUGAUUUAAAAAGAAUCGAGUAUCAUAAUCCUAGGGAUAAAUAAAGGACAAGUUCUUUCUACCUCGCGUUUUUCCAAGUUAGUCUUAGCUCCAAGAGUAAUUCAACCCUUUGUCUCGUACUUCUUUUCAUCUCAUCUUAACGCGCGGGAUACGAAAGAGAUUUAAUGUCGAGAGAAAAAUAAUCAAUGAGAAAACGAUGGAAAGAGAAUCCUGAAAAAGUCGAUUGCGGACCUGUAACAGGAAUAAACGGUUACCAUCGUAUCGAAUUAGAUACAUGAAUUACCUGAAUCGCAUGGCGUAUCCCAUUAAUACUCGUAGUGAUAGAAAUCGUGAUUCUUUGUUUUGAAUAUUGACAGUACUAUUACGUAUUAGGAGUAGCGGUCUUGAAAGGUAACAUACGUCGUAGGUAGAGAGAUCGAUUCUGCCAACGUGAUCGUCGAGUGCUCGCUUUCAAAUAUUCAUGCGAAUUUCUUCGCAAGAAAUAACUCGACGUAUGGAAACUAAUAUUUACAUUACGUACAUUUUGAGUCUAUUUCGGUGAUCUUCCAGCAAAGAUCCUUGAAAAUGGAAAGUACAAUAUUUCGUCUAUCCAUGUAUGUAUACGUAGGUCUAAAGGAGAACCUUAACAUCUAUUACCCUCGUCGCCGUUGACGAAAAAACAUGUAGGGUUUUAAAAAUGAUGAGUUUAAGGCUAUCCAUCGCCUUCUUCACAUGGCGUAUGUGACUUGAGCGACUGGUAUGGACAAAGUAUGAACUAGAAGUGCCUAUCGCAUCGGUGUAUAAGCCGCGUGAUGGUUAUUUAGAAUUUAAAUUAAUUAGAAUUUUUCGGUGGGUUUCUCUAAGAAACUAUUUUAUACAAUCAAUUGAUUUAUUAACCAAAGUAUGAUUGGCGUAUGAUGAAAGGUGUAGUCCAAGGUGAUGUCCAGUUAAAAAUAGAAAGAAAAGGAAACGCACUGAAACAUAUUACGGGCCAUUAUCGCCCGGUGGUACUUGCGUUAUAUAAUCCAUAUAUGGAUUUCGAUAGAUCGCAAAUAAUGCCGACCCAGGUCUCGCCACGUGGAGGUUGCUGCUUUUGGAGGUUUGCGAGCUAACGGCGAGUUUGCUUUCAAAUCCGCGGUACUGCCUUGCGAUUACUCGCAAGAAGAAGGUGAAAUUCUAUUAUCGGAUUUGGAUCAAAAAGAGAAAACACAAAACAAAAUAAGAAUCUGCAAGCGUACUUAUCUAAUCGGUAUCGGGGUUAAGUCCUUAACGUCGUCACAGCGACCUAUUCGAUUACAGCUUACCGUUAACCGGGGGAUCCUACUUACGUAUUCCCUGGCUCUUCCAAUUAACGAAGAGUAAAUGGUCGUCGUUCUAACCUUCAGCUAUUGUGAUUCGAAGUUGGGAUCCAUUAGCAGCGCGAUGCACUUAGCAAUAUAAACGUACAUAUAUAGGAUACGUAGGUAUAUACGGACCGACCUUCCUUCCUUUUCCUGAAAACUUUGUUUUCUCGUCUUUAUGUCGGCCAAUACGAAUACAAUGUACCUACAUGGACUAAAGUUGCUUUAUCACAGCUAAAAUAUCAUGAAUUAAUGUCGUUAAUUGUAAGCAGAGAAUUUUGAAAAAGUUUCAAGAUCAUUAUCUCGAUCCUUUUCAGCGUGUAUUGUACGAUUAGAACGUUCUCCGUAAGUUUAAUGAAUGCUCGUGACUGUAAGUAAUUCAUUAAUAAUGCGCUUUGCCUUCUAAAAGAAUAUACAUAUAUAAUGUUACAUUGUACAUAUAUAGGUAUAUAUGACCUUUUCGAGCGGAUACAUAAAUCAACCUUCAACGAUUUGUUACUUUUUCAUCGUAAAGGAAAGGAGAAGUUAAAGGAAUGAUAAACCGAUAAAAAGUAUCGUUUAAAAAAGUGCCGCGAUAAAGAGAAAAGUAAAGACGCCCGAUGAAAGAUGUAAUUGAUUUUUUUCGGCAAUUAUUCUUUUUACUUAUGUUGUUCAAUUCGUUUAGUUCGAAGGAUUAUCAACAAUCGUAAAAUGGAUCGCCAUGAGCACGAGAUCGAGUCGAGCCUUGUUGAUGGAAUGUAUGAAAAAAUCAAUAUGACACCAAUUCUAUUAGCGAAUAAUUGUGACGUAGAUAUAAUUAUUAUAUGAAUAUAAUUGUUAUAUAUAUAUAUGUAUUAUCGUAUGCACACUUUUGGCCUGCGUACCUAAUUGUCAUCGAUAGCGCGUAUCGUAAAUUAACGUUACGCUUUUAAGGAAAGUUUAACGGAAAUGCGCGAGAGAUAAUUAUUCAUUUAAAGUCCAUUCCGAUAAAUGGAAGAUAAUUGUUCGAAUGAUAUCUAUAUCUAAGGAAGAUCUGCCAAAUACGAAUCAAAUACGGAACCAAAUGCGGUCCAUCGUUUACGCUGAAUACAAACGAUAUUAAAUACUAAAUAUGUUAGAUGCCUAUAUAGUAAAUGAAGAUUUUUCGAAUGAGUGUGAAAAUAGAAAUCGGAACUUUCGGACAUCGGAAUAAACGAAGGGAAAUAUAAGAAGGAAGAGAACGUUAUUAACGAUUAGAUAAUAAUCAGGAUGGCAAUAAUGUAUAGAUCCUUUGUAAAAAUAAAGGCGAGAAAGUCCAAAGGAUUGAUUGGGUCAUCCCCGAGGCAACCGAUGGGCAAACAAAAAUAAGCGAAGCAUCGAGCAAAGUUCCAGUUCGACGACUAGCCUUGUCCAGAGAACAAGCCGAUAUUCCUCGUAUAGUCAAAAAUUGAGCCGUCAUCGUGUGUCCAUCAUUUCAGUAGGACGCUGUCAUUCCCCAACGAAUCGCGACGCGAUAGAAAAUCUAGAAAGGGGAAGGAGUACAGGGAAGAGUUUAACGGAGUGAUUCUCGACCAUGAACUUUGCUUUCCCUACAUUAAUCGCCUCCAUCAUUUACGUUCUUUCGCCUAAAUCCGCUCAAACUCUGGUCGAUGGUCAGACAAUAGAAAAUAAGCCGACGAGAAAAGGGACCGUAACCAAUCCCAGGCCGGUUAAUAUUUUCGUGAUCAACGACGAGGCCAACGGGAUAGCUAACGCGAGCAUAGAGGCGGCCCUGAAAACGCUUCGUGAUAAAUACCAAGGUCACUUAGGCCAAGUUUACUCGGUGCAAGCGAACGGAUCCGAUCCCCAGGAUUCUCUGCAUCGAAUAUGCGAUGCUUGGGAAAAAGCAAUCGGCAGAGGUACGGAUACCGCGCCGGAUUUCGUUCUAUCAACGGCAAUCGCCGGUUGGAGCGUCGAAGCGUCGAACUCGUUUUCGAGCGCACUCGGUUUGCCAACGUUGUCCGCUCAAUUUGGACAAGAAGAGGACCUACGAUAUUGGAGUAACUUGGACUACGAGAAGAGAUCCUAUCUCGUGCAGGUAAUGCCGCCGGCUGAUCUGGUGCCCGGGAUUAUUCGAAAAUUGGCCAUUUACCUUAAAAUCACAAACGCUGCGAUACUCUUCGAUCGUAACUUCGACAUGAGCUACAAGUACGACAGUCUUCUGCUGAACGUACCGACGAGACACGUGAUAAACAUCAUUGCACAAACUGUCGACGACAUGAAGGAACAACUUUCGCGUAUGCGAGAUUUGGACGUUGUGAAUUAUUUUAUUCUGGGUGAGGGAAAGACCAUCGAUAUGGUCCUUAAAACCGCGGAAGCUUUAAAUUUUACCGGCCACAAGUACGGUUGGUUCGCCCUGACUAUGGAGAAAGAUAUUUGGCCAAAUUGCAAUUGCAAAAAUAUCAGUCUACUUUUCAUAAAACCGGAAUUGAGAGAUACGGAGGAUACGACGAGCGUCGACGAUUCUCUCGAAGCUGUUCUACCUAGUCCCUUCUUAUCGUCCGCCUUUUAUUACGACUUGACCUUGCUCGGCGUCGAAAGCAUGAAAUCCGCGAUAGAACGCGAGGAGUGGCCGCUACUACCUUCUCACAUCGGUUGCGACGAUUACAAUGGCAACAACACACCUAGCAGAAAUUUUGAUUUUUUCGAGAAGCUUCGGGCUACCUCGAAGAAUAUGACGCCAACCUACGCCGCUUUCAAAUGGGGUAAAAAGAACGGAGAGCACGGGGCCGAUUUCCGAAUGUCCAUCAAUUUGGUCUACAUCGAGAAAGAGAUUCUGACUUCCGCCGAAAAUAUCGGAAGUUGGUCGGCUGGAGUAGACUCGCCGUUGGAGGUCAUCAACGAUAUUAUCGCAAACACCACAGCGGUGACGAGCUACAGAGUCGUGACGGUGAUCCAUCCGCCGUUCGUCAUGUACAAGGAAGAGACAGGCGAGUGGUAUGGCUUCUGCAUCGAUCUGCUCAACGAGAUACGCCAGACUGUCGAGUUCGAAUACGACAUACGAGCGAUAGAUAAUUACGGUGAGAUGAGCGAGAAUGGCAGUUGGAACGGCAUGAUAAAAGAGCUAAUGGAGAAACGAGCUGAUAUCGCACUCGGUACUCUUUGGGUGAUGGCGGAGAGAGAAAAGGUCGUUGAUUUUACCGUCCCUUAUUACGACCUCGUUGGUUUAACGAUAAUGAUGUUGAAACCAAAAACUCAAACGUCCCUCUUCAAGUUCCUCACCGUUUUGGAAAACGAGGUUUGGUUUUGCAUACUCGCCGCUUACUUCUUCACGAGCUUCCUCAUGUGGGUCUUCGAUCGUUGGUCACCCUACAGCUAUCAAAAUAAUCGUGAAAAGUACAAGGACGACGAGGAGAAGAGAGAGUUCAAUCUGAAGGAGUGUCUUUGGUUCUGCAUGACCUCGCUGACACCUCAGGGCGGUGGCGAGGCACCAAAAAAUCUCUCGGGACGGCUCGUCGCUGCUACUUGGUGGCUCUUUGGUUUCAUCAUAAUCGCCUCUUACACGGCGAAUCUCGCCGCGUUUCUUACGGUUUCUAGGCUCGACACGCCGAUCGAAUCUUUGGACGAUCUUAGCAAACAGUAUAAGAUUCAGUACGCGCCAGUUAAAAAUUCUGCGGCGUAUAUUUACUUCGAGAGGAUGGCUCACAUCGAGGCUCGAUUUUACGAAAUAUGGAAGGACAUGAGCUUGAACGAUAGCUUGUCGGAAGUGGAAAGGGCAAAAUUGGCCGUCUGGGAAUAUCCUGUCAGCGAUAAGUACACGAAGAUGUUUCAGGCUAUGAAAGAGGCUAACUUCCCUGCCAACGUGGAGGAGGCAAUUAGACGGGUUCUUCGUCUUGAUUCGAACAAUGAAUUUGCCUACAUCGAAGAUGCAUCGACGAUCAAGUAUCUCGCUAUGACGAAUUGCGAUGUUAUGCAAGUAGGAGAGGAAUUCUCGAGGAAGCCUUAUGCCAUCGCUGUGCAACAAGGCUCACCGUUGAAAGAACAAUUUAACAAUGCCAUUCUAAUAUUGUUGAAUAAGAGGAAAUUGGAGAAGUUAAAGGACAAAUGGUGGAAACGUAAUCCCGAAAGGAAGGACUGCGGAAAGGAGGACGAGCAGAGCGACGGUAUCAGCAUUCACAACAUCGGUGGUGUCUUCGUAGUGAUUUUCGUAGGCAUUGCUUUCGCUUGUUUAACAUUAGCUUUCGAAUAUUGGUGGUAUCGUUAUCGACCAAAGAUCGUUAAAGCCUCGAGGCAAAUCGCCUCGACUCCAAACGGCAAAGCUGGGAAAGCCGUAAGACCAAUAAGAUUUAAUUUACAACCGGCGCCCACUCAUGGAUUUCAAGCCACUCGAUUUAAAUCGAGGUUUUGAAUUUCUUCUGCUUUUUCGAUAGAAUUACUCGCGCGUUUGAGUUUUUGCGUCAGGAUUGCGCACAUGGCUGCUGUGUGUAUCUUAUCAUAUAUCGAUAUAUUCAUGUUUAUAUAUAAAAUAUUGUGUGUCAUACAUCAAUACCUUCAAAAGAUUUUUUAAUUGAAAAGGAUAUUGUUUUCUAUCGAUCAACCGUGUUCUUUCCUCUCUCUCUCUCUCUCUCUCUCUCUCUGUGUUUCCUCUCCUUUACGCUCCUCUUUGUCUACACGUCUUACGCCAUGUAAGCAUUUAUUUUUACUGUUGCCAUGUAUGGACCGCGCGUUUAAUAUCUUUCCUUUGAUCUUUAUCGUUACGAGUAUAAACAGACAAUAAGCAACGACGAAGCAUUAGUUGCCGCCACACGGAGCUCUUCGAGAUACAUGAGACACCGGCGAAAAGUUCUAAACAUUUUUCUAAAAAGAAAAAAUCUUUCCGAUCGAUGCAUUCGUUCUUUGGGAUCGAUACUUCUU